Paramecium octaurelia is the source of this 1734-nucleotide messenger RNA. The record is from the annotation of a GenBank genome assembly. Lineage: Eukaryota; Ciliophora; Oligohymenophorea; Peniculida; Parameciidae.
AUGGAAAGUAAACUAUAAAAUUUUGAGAUCCUCAAAAAAUUAGGUUAGAAAUCAUGGUUGAUGUUAUAGGUUCUGGAGCUUAUUCAUCUGUGUACAAAGUGCAGAGGAAAUCGGAUGGGAAGGUUUAUGCUUUAAAGAAAGUAUUUGGAAUGAUUUAUAGGAAUAGGUGAAAUUGAUGGAUAUUGGGGACAGGGAGAAACAGAAUGCAUUGAAUGAGGUUCGGUUUAUAGCAUCAAUUCACCAUGAGAAUGUAGUUUCGUACAAGGAAUGCUUUAUUGAGGAUAAUAAUUUAUGGUAUUGCAGUUGUAGUAAUAAAGUAUAAUAAUGGAGUAUGCUGAAGGAGGAGAUUUGCUAUAGAAGAUCUAAAGAUAGAUUAAAAAACAGCAGAUGAUUCCAGAGUAAGAGAUAUGGCAAGUUGCAAUAUAGGUGUUAUAAGGUUUGCGAGCAUUGCAUCAUAAAAAAAUAUUGCACCGAGAUUUGAAGUGUGCUAAUAUCUUCUUGUAUGAGAAUGAUCAGGUGAAACUUGGAGACUUUAAUGUAUCCAAGUUGGCUAAGAACGGACUUGUGUAUACCCAAACUGGUACUCCUUAUUACGCAAGUCCUGAGGUUUGGUAAGACAAACCCUAUGAUCAUAAGGCAGAUAUCUGGUCAUUAGGCUGCGUCAUCUAUGAGACAUGUGCCUUGAAACCGUAUUCAUAUUAACAAUCCUAUGAUUAGACCCUUUAGAGCCAAGGACAUGGACGGGUUGUAUAAGUCUGUUCUCAGAGGACAAUAUUAGCCAAUCCCAAUUAUCUACUCUUAAGAAUUAGUUUAAUUGAUCAAGAGUAUGAUGUAAGUGCAUCCUGCUAAUCGUCUUGAUUGUGGUAAUAUUUAGAGCUUACUAUUAUUAAGAUAAGCUACUCCAACUCUCUUUCCUUUAGAAGAAAGCUAAGGAAUUUGGGAUUCGUUUGAUUACAGAUGAGAUCGAGGAUGACUUGUUGAAAACCAUCAAAUGGCCUAUUACUAGAAAGGGGUUGUUAGUGAACAAAUCGGAACUGAUCAAUUUAAAUUGCCAAUUGCCUGGGAGCAAUUAUUUAAAUUAACAUAAUUCCAAUCAUAUUCGGAGGAAUCAACAAUCUAAUAGGAUCAGAUCUUAAGAUACAAAUGAUUCGAUCGCUUUAAACUAGUCCAAUGAAGCUCUGCAGUAAUUGAUGAAAUAAAUCACUCAUUUGGAUAAAAGAGACAUAGAGAAGAGUCCGAAUCUGAAUUAAAAUUUAAAUAAAUCCAUAUCAAAAUAGACAAUCUAAGAAAGUGUAUUGCCAAUUAACCGAAGAUUGCGUGUUUCGAAUUCUACUCACGAAAAACAUGAGAGAUAUGAACCCAUUUAACAACCGUAAAUUAUUAAAUAGAAUCUCUAGUAAAUGUGCUUCUAAGGAUAGACUUGACCAUCAAAUUUAAAUCAAUUAAUAUUAUUAUGGCAAAGAUGUGAUCCAAUCACUUAAUAAAUAGCAUCACUCUUAAAAAUUACCGAUUAUAAAUGGCAGUCAAAGACAGGAUGAAGAAUGUGUUCUAAGGAAGAACUCUUCAAACGAGAGAAAUUCUAGUAGUUACCUGAAAAGAUCCAAGCAUGAAUCUUAAAAGAAAGAUGGGUCUAUGCAACCCAGUGUUGAGAGACCAACGGCCUUAAUGAAAAUCAUUGAGGAACAUCAAUAAUUGCCUAAAAUAAAAAAGAAAUACUGAAGUAUUUAAUUUUCC